AUGAAUUUAUGUUUUCGUUAAAACUGAAAAUACGUUGUCCUGUCUGAAUUCUCUCUCUCUCUCUAUCCGCUUCCCUUCUAUGCUUUCUAUGAUUCCCAUUCGUUUUACCCCAAACAGUACAAAAAGAGAAAAAAAGAAAAGAAUUAAAAGACAGAGAGAAGGUUAGAGAAAAAAUCUCGCCGCCGGCGAUAUUCUCAAACACGAAACUCACCGGAGUGAAGUGACGUUCACUCGAUUUUUUCACUGAGUAACCCUUGUUUCCAGAAAAUGCAUUGAUUCUUAGCCUCAUCGGAAACAGUGACAAUAUUAUCGCCUCAAAAGAUUAAAAAAAUGCGCGACGAUGAAGUUGGCGACGAUGUCUCCAGCUCGAAGAACAACAUUCCAGAGCCUGAAAAGGAAGACAGUCCGUCUCCGCCGGUUGUAAUAGCCGGUAGAAGUCGUUCUCAAGGAGGAAGUCGGAGAGUAACACCAACAAGCUUCACCGUUAUUUCUGACGGCGGAUCUGUUGUGGAGAAAGUUCUUCCUAACGGAGAUUUCUACGUCGGAAGCUUCUCCGGCACCGUACCUCACGGAUCCGGUAAAUAUCUUUGGACGGAUGGUUGCAUGUACGAAGGUGAAUGGAAACGUGGAAAAGCUUCCGGCAAGGGAAAAUUUUCAUGGCCUUCAGGUGCGACUUACGAGGGAGAGUUCAAGUCGGGUCGUAUGGAAGGGUUUGGAACAUUCGUUGGAUCCGAUGGAGACACUUACCGUGGGUCAUGGAGCUCCGAUAGAAAACACGGGUUCGGGCAGAAACGUUACGCGAACGGUGAUUUAUAUGAAGGAUGGUGGAAGCGUAACGUACAAGACGGACAGGGCCGUUACGUUUGGAAGAAUGGGAACGAGUACGUUGGGGAAUGGCGUAACGGCGUUAUUUCUGGUAAAGGUCAGUUAGUAUGGGUUAACGGAAACCGUUACGAGGGUCAGUGGGAGAGCGGGGUGCCGAAAGGACAAGGAGUUAUGAAGAUACAGCAUCGUUUCAAUUUGAAGGCAAGCAGUGGUGGUGGUGGUGAUUUUGAUGGGUUGUUGUGGAGUGACAAUUUUGCCCUUCCUAUGAGGAAACGUUCUUCUGUUGAUACUGUUAGUGCUAGAGGGAGUGUGAAUGAGAAGAGUUUUCCCAGGAUUUGUAUUUGGGAAUCAGAAGGUGAAGCUGGUGAUAUCACUUGUGAUAUUGUUGAUAAUGUUGAAGCUUCCAUGUUUUAUCGUGAUGGAACGAUUUCGGAUCCUGAUGAAUUUCGACGCCACCCUUGUUGUUUCUCGGCUGAGGUUAAGAGACCUGGUCAAACUAUAUCCAAAGGGCAUAAAAAUUAUGAGUUGAUGCUUAAUUUACAAUUGGGGAUAAGGUAUACUGUUGGAAAGGAAGCAUCGUUGUUGCAAGAGCUUAAAUCUAAUGAUUUUGAUCCUAAGGAGAAGUUCUGGACUAGGUUUCCCUCUGAAGGAUCCAAGAUUACUCCGCCCCAUCAAUCCGCAGAGUUUCGAUGGAAAGAUUACUGCCCUGUGGUUUUUAGACAUUUGAGGAAGCUGUUUCAGGUUGAUACUGCUGAUUAUAUGUUGGCUAUAUGUGGGGAUGAUGCACUCAGGGAACUUUCCUCUCCUGGGAAAAGCGGAAGCGUCUUCUACUUGACCCAAGAUGACAGAUUCAUGAUUAAGACAGUGAAGAAAUCGGAAGUCAAGGUUCUUCUUCGGAUGCUUCGAAGCUAUUACAAACAUGUGUCUCGAUAUAAGAAUUCACUUGUGACAAAAUUCUAUGGCGUACAUUGUGUCAAACCGAUUGGAGGCCAGAAGACCCGGUUUAUUGUGAUGGGCAAUCUUUUCUGCUCUGAAUAUCCAAUUCAUAGACGAUUUGAUUUGAAAGGAUCUUCACAUGGUCGCACAACUGAUAAACCUGAGGAUGAGAUUGAUGAAACAACCACCCUCAAGGACCUUGAUCUGAAUUAUGUGUUCCGUGUACAAAGAAAUUGGUUCCAGGACCUUAUCAAACAAAUUGACCGGGAUUGCGAGUUCUUGGAAACUGAGAAAAUUAUGGACUACAGUCUUUUGGUCGGCCUUCACUUUCGUGAUGAUAACACAUACGACAAAAUGGGGUUGUCACCUUUUCUUUUACGCACUGGCAAUCAGGAUUCUUAUCAUAGUGAGAAGUUCAUGCGUGGUUAUCGCUUUCUUGAAGCAGAGCUGCAAGAUAGGGAUCGUGUUAAGUCUGGAAGGAAAUCAUUAAUUGGCCUAGGAGCCAAUAUGCCUGCAAGAGCAGAGCGAUUGCAAAGGAGGAGCGAUUUUGAUCAAUAUACCAACAUCGGAAUCAGCCAUUUGAAUCCUUAUAGCAGUGGGGAGACAUAUGAAGUCGUUCUAUAUUUCGGUAUUAUUGACAUUUUGCAAGAUUAUGACAUCAGUAAGAAGCUUGAGCAUGCUUACAAGUCCUUGCAAGUUGACGCUACUUCAAUUUCUGCUGUUGAUCCAAAGCUUUACUCAAAAAGGUUUCGAGAUUUUGUUGGGAGAAUAUUCAUUGAAGACUGGUAGUAUCAGUGUGAUCAGUGAGUUCAAAAUGAGGCUAAAAAAUAUUUCCUCCUGGAAGUUAAAAAUGCCAUGAUCACAAAAUCCAGGAAAAAUAUUUUGAAGAUUCAAUCCCACUGCAGAGGUAGGACCUUGGAGUUUACUGUUUAAUUAUCAUGUCACUGUGUUCAGGUGGGGCCUCAAAGAAUCUCACUUGAGUUGGGAUUGUUUUAUGGCUGAAUUUUAAGGAUACAGCCAUGAUGAUGAUGAUGAUAUGCUGAAUGAAGCCGGGAAAACAUGUAUAUGAAAAAAAAUGGGAUGAAAUUCGGACUUAUUUUUUUUAUUGGGGUGGUAGUUAUUAAAUUUUUUGUUAUUACUAAUAGGAUAUGAAUAUGAUGGCAUAUAGGAAGAGGGAACAAAGGGGGAAUUGUUUCCCUGAGAUAAGAUUCGAAAUGCGUGGAUAUUAUUAGAAAAAUAAAAACAAUGUACAGUUUUUAUACAAAAGGAUGGAUGGAUAGUGGAAGGAUUUUUUUUUUCAAAUUAUUAUUUUUUCUUGAGUUGUUGUGAAUGUAAGACGCAUUUUGACGACCAUGUAAUGAGAUGAAGUUGUCUUCCCUGUAAAGUCUAA
This is a messenger RNA of Cicer arietinum (chickpea), 3151 nucleotides long. RefSeq names its product phosphatidylinositol 4-phosphate 5-kinase 1-like. Gene Ontology annotation, cellular component: plasma membrane. Lineage: Eukaryota; Viridiplantae; Streptophyta; Magnoliopsida; Fabales; Fabaceae. The record is from RefSeq and is a predicted model, not a curated record. Gene Ontology annotation, molecular function: ATP binding; 1-phosphatidylinositol-4-phosphate 5-kinase activity. Gene Ontology annotation, biological process: phosphatidylinositol phosphate biosynthetic process.